Fragaria vesca subsp. vesca is the source of this 752-nucleotide messenger RNA. RefSeq lists its product as uncharacterized. Lineage: Eukaryota; Viridiplantae; Streptophyta; Magnoliopsida; Rosales; Rosaceae. The record is from RefSeq and is a predicted model, not a curated record. Bases 138 to 485 code for a protein of 115 amino acids. The transcript has 3 exons.
CUUCGCGACAAUAAUGUUAAGUUAAAAAAAGUUCAGAGCAGACAUAAUAGAGCUGGAACAAGAAAAUAACAUCGCGGCAUCGCUCGGGUGAUCUUAAUCAGUUUCUGAGUUCUGGAACUGAAAGGGUUGAUGAUUUGAUGGAGGGUAAGAAGAAGGGGUACGCGUGGGCGGUCUCGGCCGGGCUAAAUGCAGCUCUGGCUGCCGUUUCGGCUAAGCUCAUAACUCCUCAGAUUUUGCGGUAUGGAAUGGUGGUGUUAUUCAACGUGACAAUGUGGGGGUGCUAUGUGAACAGCCUUAAAGCUCUCUCAUCUCUACAAGCUACCGCCACGAAUUUUGCUGCGAAUUUCCUCUCUUCUGGUUUAGCUGGAUACUUUUUGUUCCAAGAGCCCUUGUCCUUCAAGUGGUUUGCAGGUGCCAUGCUCAUUGUAGUUGGUUCACUCAUACUUAGUAAGUCAAGUAUUGAGAAGAAGACGCGAACAGAUUAGCAACUAUGUGUUCCACUUCCCACAUCUAAGAUCCGCCUAAAAGUAGAUUUCCAUUUCUUUCCCUCUACAGACGAAAGCUGGAGGAUGUAGAUGCAGUUAAAACAGUAUAAGACUGGAUUUUGUGUUUAAUGUCAUUCUCCUUUGAGAAUGUUUCUAUAUGAAAAACUCUUCUCUGAUAGUAGUAUUAUUGUCAAAUCUGUGAAUUUACAGCGCUCUGCUGUCAGUGCUGUAUUUCCAUAUGAAAUUUAUAAAACAGUUUGGUCAAGC